GUCAUAGAAAUGUCCUGAAAUUAUGAACACUUGAGAACAGGAAACAAUAAAGUUUUUUCUUUAAAUAUUCGAGCAGAUGUCGGCAACGAAACACUUGCUGAAGGGAUCUGGUUGCCUAAGUUCUAUCCUAUUUUUCUUUUACUUACAGGAAAGAGCUAUGAUGAAGAUAAAAGUUCACAUAGUUUUAUUUUUCUUUGUUUGUUUUGCUAUAGCAGCUUUCGCAAAGUUCUGUCCGCCACCGUUGCAUCCCGAGGCUUGCAAACACGAUUAUACGUACAACCACUGCUGUUCUCAGGGUGAUUGCAAGUCUUAUGAUAUCUGCUGCGUAGAACCUUGCGGCAAUGUUUGCAGGAGAGCCAGAGACGUGGAGACUUCUGGCGUUGCUUUCAGGAACGGAGACGAAUGCCAGCUUGGUAAAGUGACGAAAGGCUUCUGGAGCAACCUUUUCGGCUGAAGAAAGAAAGCAUUAGUCACUGCAGAUGAGCAUGUGCAAUAUAUAUGUGAAUCUGUGUAUAUUUUGUUCUAGCUUUUAUUAAGUAAACGGCAACUUCAAAUAUGUAAUUAAAAUCUAAAGCAAAUUCA
Molecule: messenger RNA, 582 nt
Organism: Stegodyphus dumicola
Lineage: Eukaryota; Metazoa; Arthropoda; Arachnida; Araneae; Eresidae
Product: U14-lycotoxin-Ls1a-like
Source: RefSeq, a predicted model, not a curated record